AUGGCACCGCUAUCGGAUGUAAAGAGGCUCAGUCCGGUGUGUAUUCGAAUUCUCGGUGGUAAUCCUGGCAGGUUCACGCUGCAGGGUACGAAUACUUAUUUGCUUGGCUCUGGAAAGCACCGCAUAUUGAUAGACUCCGGGGAGGGAAUGUCGAUUUGGGCGGCAUCACUGAGGGAAGUUCUCCGAGCGGAGGGCGCAACAGUUGAUACUCUAUUGCUCUCACACUGGCAUCAUGAUCACGUCGGUGGCAUAGAGGAUUUGCGCAAAAUUUCUCCCCAGGCCGUCGUAUACAAGUUCGACCCAGGCGAGGGACAAUUGAAGAUUGAAAAUGGCCAAAUUUUUCGGACUGACGGUGUUACUCUGACAGCGCACCAUACACCUGGACAUACGACCGACCACCUAGUUUUUACGUUGGCGGAAGAAGACGCAAUGUUCACAGCGGAUAAUGUGCUCGGAGAAGGUACAGCUGUAUUCGAAGACAUGACGACGUAUAUCAGCAGUCUGCACAAGAUGAAGACGCUGUUUCAUGGUAGAGCAUACCCUGGACACGGUGGUUUCAUCAACGACGGUCCGAAGAAGAUUCUCGAGUACAUCAAUCAUCGCAAACAAAGAGAGGAGCAGGUAGUUCAGGUCAUGAGGUGCGCUAAGGCAGAUGGUAAUCGGCAUUGGACUGGACCGGACAUUGUCAAGGUGGUUUACAAAGAGGUAAAUGAGGAUUUACAUCCAGCGGCUUGUGCUGGUGUAUUACAGAUAUUAUCAAAACUAGAGCAGGAAGGUAGGGCCACCAGGGCGGAUGGUGGCGACGCUGGCGACAGUUGGGCGCUGACUGGCCAAGCAGCCUUGUAG
This is a messenger RNA of Beauveria bassiana ARSEF 2860, 846 nucleotides long. RefSeq names its product metallo-beta-lactamase superfamily protein. Bases 1 to 846 code for a protein of 281 amino acids. NCBI's taxonomy places the organism in Eukaryota, Fungi, Ascomycota, Sordariomycetes, Hypocreales, Cordycipitaceae. The record is from RefSeq and is a predicted model, not a curated record. Gene Ontology annotation, biological process: secondary metabolite biosynthetic process. The transcript has a single exon.